AUGGGCGCGCGCGGCGAAGGGCGAAGGGCAGGCCGGCGCUGCCGCACACGCCGGGGACGCUCGCUCGCUCCCGUCCUGCGACGCAAUCAAAUGAUGCUGUUUGGAAAAAUUUCCUGGCAGUUGUGUGGCUUAAAGAAACUCCCAUGGUCAUGUGACUCCAGAUACUUCUGGGGCUGGUUGAAUGCAGUGUUUAAUAAAGUAGAUUAUGAACGCAUCAAAGAUGUUGGUCCCGAAAGGGCGGCCUCCGAGUGGCUGCUUCGCUGUGGGGCCAUGGUGCGCUAUCACGGCCAGGAGAGGUGGCAGAAGGACUACAACAACCUCCCAACAGGCCCUCUGGACAAAUACAAGAUCCAGGCCAUCGAUGCCACCGACUCUUGUAUCAUGAACAUUGGAUUUGAUCACCUGGAGGGCCUACAGCAUGUUGAAAAAAUAAGGCUAUGCAAGUGUCAUUAUAUCGAGGAUGCCUGUUUGGAGAGAAUUAGUCAAUUUGAAAAUUUACAAAAAAGUUUGUUGGAAAUGGAAAUAAUUUCAUGUGGGAAUGUCACAGACAAAGGCAUCAUUGCUUUGCAUCAUUUAAGAAACCUCAAGUAUUUGUUGCUAAGUGAUCUUCCUGGAAUAAGAGAGAAAGAAAACCUUGUUAAAAUCUUUAAGACAUUACUACCUUAUCUGGAACUAAAAUUAGACUUGAAGCAAAAUAAUAAUCAUCAAUAAGUCCUUAUUCAAUAUAAAGUAUCAUUUAAAAUUAUUGACCCUAAACAGCAACAAAUAUUAUGUAAGCAUCAAUAGAAUUAUAAGGAUAUCAUAUCAUGAUAUUUUAAAAGCAGAAAGUCCAUCAUGUAGAAAAUAAAUAUUCAGAUGAGACUCAUUAAAGUUACUAAACUGGAAGUGAUGCAAACUUGGUAACAUUUUAAUUCUAAUUUACUCAUUUUAUAUAGAUAUCUCUUGAUGUAGAUACUUAGAAUUCUUUAAAAUCAUUUAAAUGUACAACACAGAUAUUCUUUAUUGUAUUUUAACAGUAAUUUAUGUUGCACUUUAAAGUUAUUGAAGCAUCCUAUAUAAUAAAGAGGUAAUAUGCAAAUUAACCCUCAUGCCCUCACAAGAUGGCUGCCUACGACCA
This is a messenger RNA of Eptesicus fuscus (big brown bat), 1117 nucleotides long. It is a transcript of the gene DMAC2L, whose product is annotated as distal membrane arm assembly component 2 like. The transcript is spliced from 5 exons. The record is from RefSeq and is a predicted model, not a curated record. Bases 1 to 711 code for a protein of 236 amino acids. NCBI's taxonomy places the organism in Eukaryota, Metazoa, Chordata, Mammalia, Chiroptera, Vespertilionidae.